Messenger RNA from Acipenser ruthenus (sterlet), 2015 nucleotides. Its product is annotated as high-affinity choline transporter 1-like. Gene Ontology annotation, cellular component: plasma membrane. The coding region runs from base 135 to 1799 and encodes 554 amino acids. The record is from RefSeq and is a predicted model, not a curated record. Gene Ontology annotation, molecular function: choline:sodium symporter activity. Gene Ontology annotation, biological process: transmembrane transport; choline transport; acetylcholine biosynthetic process. NCBI's taxonomy places the organism in Eukaryota, Metazoa, Chordata, Actinopteri, Acipenseriformes, Acipenseridae. The transcript has 9 exons.
GAUGAGCUCCCACUUCUUUACACACACAUCUAAAAUCAAUUGUUAGCGGUUUUAAGUGUCUGGAGGACCAAGAUUAAGCACGGUAAAAUUCGGGAGAAAAUCAGUAAAAAAAACGGGAGUCUCUGUAUUUGAAGAUGGCUGUCAACAUCCCUGGUCUGAUCGCUGUAAUUGUGUUUUAUAUACUCAUUCUGGCAACUGGCAUUUGGGCUUCAAGAAAAGCCAAGAAAGAAGAGAAGAAAUGCACGGGAAACAAAAGCGAGGUGUCCAUGGUUGGGGGCCGAAACAUGAAUCUCUGGGUUGGGAUUUUCACUACGACCGCAACGUGGGUUGGAGGAGGUUACAUCAUGGGCACAGCAGAAGUGGUUUAUGAUCCAGCAAUGGGCCUAAUCUGGUCUACUCAACCACUGGCAUAUGCACUUAGCUUGUUUGUUGAAUUUUUUUUUUUCUUUAUACUAGGUGGGCUUUUCUUUGCUAAACCCAUGAGAGACAAGAAUUAUGUUACCAUGAUGGACCCAUUCCAGAUCCGAUAUGGAAAUACGUUGAUGAGUCUGCUUUCUGUUCCUGUAUUAAUAGCAGAAGUAGCUUGGGCAGCCAACAUACUUGCUGCUUUGGGAGGAACAAUUUAUGUAAUACUGGGUAUUGCAUCCUAUCAGUCAAUCCUAAUGUCUGGUGGAGUGGCAAUAUUAUAUACAUUACUCGGGGGCCUGUACUCUGUAUCCUACACAGAUGUUAUCCAGCUCCUCUUUAUAUUUGUCAGCUUGUGGCUUUGUAUUCCAUUUCUCAUGUUGAAUCCAGCAUCUACAGAUAUUAUAUAUACCGCUGUUGACGAAUUAUAUCAAGCUCCCUGGGUUGGGAAACUAGACCUAGUAGACCUAUGGAGAUGGCUGGAUGAUCUUUUACUAAUGGUUUUUUCUAGUGUUUGUUACCAAGACUUUUAUCAGAGAGUUCUUGCAACAUCAUCUACUGCACAUGCUCAGAAAAUGUGCUAUGCUGCCGCAGUGUUUUGUUUUUUCUUGGGUGUCCCUUCUAUGCUCAUUGGUGCAAUAGCAGCUUCAACUGACUGGAACCAGACAAGUUAUGGUUUACCCACCCCAUAUGAGAAAGGGGAGGCAGGUAUCAUCUUGCCCAUCGCACUGCAGCACUUGUGCCCUGUCUACAUCUCCAUAGCUGGGAUCGGAGCAAUCGCCGCUGCUGUGAUGUCAUCCAUGGACUCGGCACUUCUAGCCGCCGGUUCCAUGUUUGCAUUCAACAUUUAUAAGAACAUGUUAAGGAAAAGGGCAUCUGACAGAGAAGUCCUGUGGGUGAUCAAGAUCUCAGUGAUUUUCUUUGGAGUUGCUGCCAUGGGUAUUGCUAUGAUAACCACUUCAAUGUAUGGAUUGGGGAUCAUUUCUGGAGAGUUGCUGUAUAGUAUUCUUUUUCCUCAAACUGUUUGCAUCCUGUUUGUCCCAAUGUCAAACGGCUAUGGUGCUUCAGUGGGACUAGUAGUGGGGUUGACCCUGAGACUUUUAGGAGGGGAUUCGUUCCUUAACUUCCCUCCUGUUAUUCCCUACCCAGGCUGCACACUCGUAGAUGGCGUCUAUGUGCAGCUCUUUCCAUUCAAAACCUUGACUAUGCUGCUUUCUCUGUUCAGUAUUAUUUCUGUCUCCUAUCUCACAUCACUGCUGUUUAAACGGGGCCUGUUGCCCAAAAAGUGGGAUAUUUUUUAUGUAAGUAAAAAAACUGACAUUAUUCUGAAAGAAACUGAACUAUCACCUAUUAACAAUGAAGAAGAUGUUGGGGGAAAUGAAAAUCAAGCAUAAAUGGAAUGAUACAGAGAGCUUAAUGGUAAAUCUCCUAGUGCUGGUCAGUUAAUUUUUUUUUUAUUUUGCGUCAACUACAUUUGUCAGAAAUGACCCAAAGAACCAUCCUGUAUAGACUGUAAUUGUUUCACGGGUUUCACGAAAUUCCCAUUGCUGAAAGAAUAGUGUAAUUAUACAUGUUUAUCAUUUAAAAAACAAAUAAAGCUGUUUGCCUUA